This is a messenger RNA of Haemorhous mexicanus (house finch), 579 nucleotides long. RefSeq names its product olfactory receptor 14J1-like. NCBI's taxonomy places the organism in Eukaryota, Metazoa, Chordata, Aves, Passeriformes, Fringillidae. Gene Ontology annotation, molecular function: olfactory receptor activity. Gene Ontology annotation, biological process: G protein-coupled receptor signaling pathway. The record is from RefSeq and is a predicted model, not a curated record. The annotation marks the transcript as partial. The transcript is spliced from 2 exons. Gene Ontology annotation, cellular component: membrane.
CUGCACUACGGGACCCUCCUGGGCAGCAGAGCUUGUGCCCACAUGGCAGCAGCUGCCUGGGCCAGUGCAUUUCUCAAUGCUCUGCUGCUCACGGCCAAUACAUUUUCCCUGCCCCUGUGCCAGGGCAAUGCCCUGAGCCAGUUCUUCUGUGAAAUUCACCAGAUCCUCAAGCUCUCCUGCUUACAUAUCAGCCUCAGGGAACUGGGGGUCAUUGCAGUCAGUACCUGUUUGGUACUUGGCUGUUUUGUGUUCAUUGUUUUCUCCUAUGUGCAGAUCUUCAGGGCUGUGCUGAGGAUCCCCUCUGAGCAGGGACAGCACAAAGCCUUUUCCACCUGCCUCCCUCACUUGGCUGUUGUUUCUCUGUUUGUCAGCACUGCAGCCUUUGCUUAUCUGAAGCCCCCCUCCAUCUCCCCCCCAUCCCUGGAUCUGGCCCUGUCAGUUCUCUACUCAGUGGUGACUCCAACCCUGAACCCCCUCAUCUACAUGUCACAAUGGACCAAUGCUGACAUCAGCAAUGUCACAAUGGAGCUUUGGUUCCAUGCCGCCCUGCAGUGUCACAAAGGCCUCUUGGUUUCAUGA